AUGCCUUACCUCGUUGAGUUGAAUGAAUGGCGCUUGCUCCACGGGCUUGGGGGCCUAUUGGGCCAGAAGAAGGCGCGAUACCAGCUGCAAGCAGGACCGCUCAACGAUCACAACGGUGUCCAAUCCAACACCGAACUAAUCGAAGUCGAGCUUCGCCGCGUAUUCAUGGUCAAGGAAAUUCCUCGGAAUCUAGAUCCAGCAGAGUUCGAACAGUGCCAGGAAAAGCUGAACAGCCUCUGCUUGUUGUUGGAUAGCCUUGCGCGGUCUUCGAACACCCAGGGUGGCCCAGAAGGUCCGAGCUAUCCCCGUUUACGAGCGUUAGCCGUUUUCCUAGAGUCGACUUCUGGCGCGGUUGACCUAGCGAGUGGUCCCAACGAAACUAUUUUCAGACUUCCUCGAGACGCCGGCAAGCUUCGCGAUUGUCUGCGGAUUAUCACAGAGUGCAAUGAUGUCCUCAGUCGGCUACUCACGCCCUCUCUGCAAGAAGCAGUCAUUCAACCACUCCAGAGGCGGCGGAAAAAGAGCGCAUGGAAGAAAUCCACGAUACGGAAUCGAGCCGUGUUCGUUUUUGAGACUUUGUUUAAGCAUUUUAGAUGCGGAAUGCCACAUGAAGUGCUGCUGAAGCUCAUUGAGGACCCCUAUAAAGAUUCGGUAUUACAGAGUUUACAACUCGUGCUCUCGCCAUGUCCAGAAUUAGAACUGUGGCAAGAAGCCCGGUGUGACUCCACUAUUAGAGACGAAACUUCGAUUUCACCUAUACCCGAUAUCUGCAUGGACCUCCGACAGCAUACUGGGCAAGGAAAGGUGUUGACACUGCUCAUUCAGAAGUACGGGUUGUUCGGUGCCUGGUCGGGUCCUACUUCUUCUGCGACGGGCUCAGCAUCUAAGGAGUCUCUUGACCAAAUUAUACUCAAUGGAGCUUUCAGGCCUCUUGACCUCAAUAUGUUUCACGAGGCAUCACCAGCCAGGAUCAGCACCAAAGAUAAGCGAGCACUUGCUGUCAAGCUUGGGUUUUGUCUCAUGGACUUUUUCGACGCUGAUUUCAGCUCGAAAAGGAUAUAUUUCCUGGAUUUCUCGAAACCGGACCCCGAGAAAAAGCUCCCGUACCUAUCUUUUGGGUCAAAGCUUCCGGCGAUGGACGACUCGUACAACUUCCGGAUGGGCCAUCCUACACUACUAUCUUUUGCAAAGUUACUGCUAGAAAUAGACUAUGGCGAAAAUAUUGACCUUGAUAUCGAUCCAGACAAUAGCAAAAAUAAGCCGGCUUGGACUCAGCUCCUGGAUUUCCUAGAUCGCCUUGAAGAGGAGAGAAGUGACUCAUAUCUCCAAGCCAUCAGAGGCUGUCUUGUCGUUCACAGAAAGAUAGCAAAGGCUCUUAGAUCUUGCGACCUUGUGCGCAAAGAUGCGGAUUCAAUCAUACGAAAGCAUAUCCACAAGGAAAUUGUUCACAAACUCGAGCUUGGACUUGAAGAGUCUAUUCCUAGGUCUGCUCGCAAACGGCAACGAUCAGAAACACCACCUUCUGACAGCUGGAACGGGGACCAAGCUGUCAGUUCUACCAAAAGAAUGGUCAUGCGGUCCGUGAAGUAUGAACGAACAGCACUAGGAAACAAGAAACCACUUGCCCCCGAACCACAGAAGUGGACGCUUCCUGCUAGCGGCUUGUGUGACGAUAACACCCUGGCCGAGUUCCCUGCAGACUCCCGAAACGACUUCGAGAUCGCUAUCUUCUGCGCGUUACCGCUCGAGUACGACGCGGUUUCCUACAUCUUCGACGAAUUCUGGGACGAAAAUGGCGAUCAGUACGGACGAGCGGAGGGAGACCCCAACAACUAUACGACUGGCCGGGUAGGCAAAUACAACGUCGUUCUGGCCCUCUUGCCGCACAUGGGCAAGACCAAUGCGGCUAGCGCGGCAGCCAGUAUGCGAUCGAGCUAUGGCGGCUUGCGGCUAGCCCUCCUUAUCGGAGUGUGUGGUGGUAUGCCUCACGGGCGUUAUAGCGAAAUCUUGCUAGGUGACGUGGUCAUCAGUAAGACCGUUUUUCAUUACGAUUUUGGCAGGCAUUACUCAGACAAGUUUAUAUGCAAGAACACUGUCGAGGAUAAUCUUGGCCGACUAAAUAAAGAUAUCCGCAACCUGAUCGCCACAUUCGAGACCGAUCGGGGCCUCGACCAACUCAAGCAACGGACUGCCCAUUUUCUUCAGCAGCUCCAGGCCAACGUCGCCCAGGCUGGUCGUGAGAGCAAGUACGACUACCCUGGAAUAGCGGAAGACAAGCUAUUCGAGCCGACCUACCGCCACAAGCACCAUGUAUCGCCGACCUGUAUUUGCCGCGAUUGCUUUAAUGACUCAGACCCCGUUUGCGAUAAGGCGCUCAAUUCGUCAUGCGCGGAUCUCGGAUGCCACGACGAACGUCUUAUCGCGAGGAAACGGCUCCAGGCAAAACAGCAGUUAAGAAACGACGGGAGCGAUGCGACUCCACAGCCUGCGGUGCAUGUGGGAGCUGUCGCGUCGGGAGACAAAGUGAUGAAGUCGGCAGCAGACCGGGAUAGGCUCUCAAGAGAAGCAGACGUGAUUGCGUUCGAGAUGGAGGGCGCUGGGGUCUGGGAUGAAGUGCCCUGUAUAGUGGUCAAGGGAGUUUGCGACUAUGCUGACAGUCACAAGCACAAGGGAUGGCAGAAUUUUGCUGCAGCGACGGCGGCUUCGGCAUCAAAGGCAAUUCUAGAACGCUACAGCCGAACUUAA
Messenger RNA from Penicillium manginii, 2745 nucleotides. Its product is annotated as 5'-methylthioadenosine/S-adenosylhomocysteine nucleosidase family protein. Gene Ontology annotation, biological process: nucleoside metabolic process. Bases 1 to 2745 code for a protein of 914 amino acids. NCBI's taxonomy places the organism in Eukaryota, Fungi, Ascomycota, Eurotiomycetes, Eurotiales, Aspergillaceae. Gene Ontology annotation, molecular function: catalytic activity. The transcript is spliced from 3 exons. The record is from RefSeq and is a predicted model, not a curated record.